GUCGAUCGCAACAGGAGGGAAAAUUUAAGAAAACAAAAGGUGCACUUGAGACUGACUUGGAUGUGGCCCUGGCCGCGAUCUCGGAGUUGAGCGUCGACAUUCUGAGUCCAACGUCCGCCAUGGUGGAGUGGAACAUGAGCCGAAGUUACGGUUGGCAACCACGAGGCUUCAAGCUCGAUAUCUGGAGGAUCCUCCCCGACGAUGACGCCCAGCAGCUUCCCGUGCGGUCCAUGGUUCUUCCUCUCGGCGAGAGCUACGCCAGCCUAACGGACUUGGAGCCGAGGUUGGAGUAUCGAAUCACCUUGUGUCCCAUGGAAGGCGCGCAGAGCGGAUGCAAGACAGUGUUACUUCCCAGCAGAACAGCGGCGCUCGAAGGUAACCAGCCCAAGAAAGCUCAGAUAGACACCUUGAAGCCGGUGAGCGAGGGAAGUCCACGCCCCUCUCCGGCCAUCAUGGUCAUUCGCAUCAUGGGCUGCUGCGUUGUUCUCAUCCUCACAGGAUUCACACUCAUCGUCUUCUUAACCUCCGGCACGGCGUACCCCGACGUGGUGGCCCAGAUCUUCUCCGAGUUCUCCAUUAUGGGCGCCUACACCUGCGUCCUCAUGACGACGACGGACCAGCGGCAGUUGACCGAGAAGCAGUGCAUGGUGGCGGCCGUGUGCCUGCAGUUCUUCUUCCUGAGCACUUUCCUGUUCCUGAUGCUGGAGUCGGCGUACAUGGCCAAGCUGCUCGUCGGCAUGUUCCCGGAGUCCCUGCCCUUCAACAGUGCAUCCGUCAGUGGCGCCGGCUGGGGCGUUCCAGCCAUCAUCACGGGCCUUUUCGCGUGGGCAUUUCCAGACAAGUACACCCGCGGAGGGCAGGUCUGCUGGCUGGACCUGUCCCAGGUGGCCUCGUACUCGACCACGGUUCCGGUCGGCCUGUUCGUCGCCCUCCAGCUCGUCUUCCUCGCGUCCGUGUUCUUCUCCGCCCGACGACGGCGGGCGCUCACCUGCCACGAGUUCCGGAGGGCCAGGACCCAACUGGCGUCCAAGUGGGCCUCGCUGAUCCUGCUUGCGAGCACCACGCUCUCCUGGGCCACGGGCGCCGCCGCCGAGCAGCACAAGACCAGGGGUCUCUUCGUCUGCUUCUCCGUGUCCAGCAUCAUGCUCGGCGUCUUCGUCAUCACCCUCAGGAUCAGCACCGAGGACCAAGUCCGAAAGAAGCUGAUGACCAAAGUUGGACUCACAACGGCCGUGAGGGACAUUUCCAGCGGCUCGUCGGUGCAGACGUGGUCUCGGAGCAGCCCGACCGAGAGCGACGCCAGCCGUGCCAACACGGCAUCCACGCUCACGAGUCCCGCAGACUCGUACCAGAACGUCAAGAUCUUCAGGAACUAGCCUCGGGCUGGCUUCGUCCAGAACAUCCAGAUGGCCGGACAACGCCAGAACUGUGAUCUCUAGCUGCCUGUGAACUGCAUGCGUGCGAACAACUUGGACGGGAACGGACCAAACAAGCGCAAAACGGAGUGGUGAAGGUUUCGACGAGCCUUCAGAAUGUGCCACGUGAUCGAAUAGCGUCACACGACCAAGCAGAUAUCACUUUAGCCAACUUCACGCUGAAGGGGUUCCUACCUAUUGUGGAUCGUUGGCCACGAUAUGCUCGAAGGGGGUCGAAUACGUUCCGCUGUAAAUAGAAACGCGUGCGUGUCGGAGAAAACGACUUUCCAAACUUGGGGCGCUGAAAGAUAGUGAAAGUGCCGAGUCGCGUUUAUUUGUGCGGUUCUUCGGACGGGGGUGCACAGAUGAAGUCAAGAACUGCUCCGCCGAUAAAGCAAAGCUACCAUGCAUCCGCCUAUUUUUUUCUUUAUUUUUUUUUUUAGUUUCAAUCUUUUUAAACAAGGACUUUGAUCGCAAUUAAGAACAACUCAAACACAGCCCAUGCUUCAGUAGUUGGAUAGAACCCCAUUCAUUUUUUGUUAAUAUCGAUAUUAUCAUCUUACAGACGCAAAACAAAUCCUAAAAAUUGUCACACAAAAAUAAUUAUUUAGCGACGAAUUUUACCAUCCACAUGUGUCACACUUGGACCGUAUGGCACAAAGCCCCGUUUGCAGAACUCAUAUUCAUAGGGAAACGUCAAUCAGUCGAUCCAUUUAUUUAGACGAAAGAAAACGCUCUUUUUCGAAGCACGUUCAGUGUCAAAAACGAAAACCAGUCGCUGUAGAAGGCAGCGAGGUCCAUCAUGUACUAUGCUAAAAAGCUGUGGAACUUUAUGACAAAGAGCUUUAUGACAACAAAUACUAUCCAUCGGCAAACUAUCGUGCAACAUUGACUCUACAUCGAGCGUGUUUCAAAAUCUCCAUGUGGCACACACCCGGGGUGAAAAAGAAAAAAAAAGUGAGACUGUCUCUUUUUAGACAUUCUACGAUAAAUUCGAACAUAACGGGUGCUCGAAUCUUAGUAAAUCUGUUCGGGUAUAACAUCGUCAUCCUGUGAAACCAGCCGAAGUGACCGAUGAAUUCCGGCGACGACUCGCCCAGCUCAGGCGUCCGAUGCCUCCAGUACGGGUCUCGUUCGACGGUAGAGUGCAACGAUUCACAGUCUCCGACAUUAUUAAAGACCCAUUCGACGAAGCGCAGUUUCAAGCGGCUGUGUCGGAUUCGCCUUGGCCUGGCCCACUUGCUUGGAGUCGGGAUAUAAAUAUGCGUUCGUUCUAUUCACCCUAAAAAUAAAGUGCCUCCGACCAAAGUGUGGUUAGCACCGCCGCAUAAAUUUCGUCGGCCAAGGGAUCUUUCAUAAUGUGGGUCACUGAACAAAAGCGAAUCUUUCUCUAAAAGUGCCUUAGGAACAAAGCUGUCGCGCACAGCAGCCAGCUUUCCAUAAAAAUUUCACAAUUAAAAAAAAAACUGCAAAUAAAAAAAAAUAUUAUUUAGCAAAUAAAAAAAAUGACAACAUUUUGGUCUCCUUUCUUCAA
Messenger RNA from Ixodes scapularis (black-legged tick), 2949 nucleotides. RefSeq lists its product as uncharacterized. Gene Ontology annotation, biological process: cell surface receptor signaling pathway; adenylate cyclase-activating G protein-coupled receptor signaling pathway. Lineage: Eukaryota; Metazoa; Arthropoda; Arachnida; Ixodida; Ixodidae. Bases 120 to 1376 code for a protein of 418 amino acids. Gene Ontology annotation, cellular component: membrane. Gene Ontology annotation, molecular function: G protein-coupled receptor activity; protein binding. The record is from RefSeq and is a predicted model, not a curated record. The transcript is spliced from 11 exons.